AUGGUGAAAGAAGAGUUUAAAGUUGCUAAAAUCGUUGAUAUGCCAAUCAAAGUCGAAGUACCCUUAUGUUGUUCAUUACGAAUUACGCUAGCUAUCAUAGCUUUUUUGGGAUUUUUUCUGUGUUAUGCUCAACGAAAUGGUUUAUCCGUUGGUAUUGUAUGUAUGGUUAAUCAGCCAAUGAAUAGUAGUGACCAGCAGAAAGUUAUUCGAAGUUUUCCGCCUGAAUGUAAAUAUGAUGAGAAAACAAGUCUACGAUCACCAAAUCAAGUAUUAAACUGGUCAAAACAAACACAAGGGGUUAUUUUGGGCUCAUUUUAUUGGGGCUACAUGUUGACACAAGUGGCAGGCGGUAUUGCUGUCAAUUAUCUGGGACCUCAAAAAUUUAUAGCUAUUGUCGUCUUUUUAUCUUCACUGUGUACAUUACUACUACCAAUGGUUGCUCUAGUGAAUUCAGCCAUUGUGAUUAUUCUUCGUGUUAUUACUGGAGCUUCACAGGAAAGUUUAUGUCUUUAG
Molecule: messenger RNA, 513 nt
Organism: Didymodactylos carnosus
Lineage: Eukaryota; Metazoa; Rotifera; Eurotatoria; Philodinida; Philodinidae
Source: the annotation of a GenBank genome assembly